Messenger RNA from Mycena citricolor, 1426 nucleotides. The record is from the annotation of a GenBank genome assembly. NCBI's taxonomy places the organism in Eukaryota, Fungi, Basidiomycota, Agaricomycetes, Agaricales, Mycenaceae.
GAGAGCCCCAGCCAUGGGUUAUCUUAAAGCUCCUCGCGCUCUGCUCUCUCUGAUGGACGCAGGGCUGACUUCAGUGACAGGCGCGCAGACAAUCAUUGGACUCCUGUCCUCACGCCGGUCGGUUACGAGGCUGAUCCUCGGCCACAACGAGCUGGGCGACGACGGUUGCGUCGUUCUGUUCACGUUUCUGUCCUCCGCGCUCGGAAGGAAGUACCAGAUCACGGAGAUCAGCGUGAACGCGAACGGGAUCGGCAACAGGGGGCUGCUGGCGGUAUCCGAGUAUCUGAGUGGCGCGGGGGCGUUGCGGGAGCUGUUUCUCCAGAAUAACUGCUUCACGCACGACCCAGCAACAUUUAGCGCCUUCGCUGCCGCAGUGAACGCCUCGAACCUCGAGCUGCUGUCCCUCACGACGAACCACGGGCUUUCCGACUCCUUUCUCGAGGUCUUCCUGGCCUCGCUCGACGCUCCGCGCCUGGGCGAGAUCCAUCUCUCUGCGAUUGGCCUCACCGCCCGUGCCGCUCCGCACCUGGUCGCUUAUCUGGGCUCCGCCCGCUGCAAAUUGCACACUCUCAAGUGCAACGGAAACAGCCUUGGGUACCGGGGCGUGAGGUCUAUCGUCCGGGCUAUCGAGCGGCACAACUUCUCGAUCCAGUCGCUGGAACUGUACUCGAACAAUGCGGAUGGCCCCGUGAACGAUGGCGACGCGUCAGAAGACGAGGAGGAAGAUGACAUGGUGCCUGCUGGUCUGGAUGCAUGGAAGGCUUGCGAGAGCCAGAUACGACGGAUACUUCUGCGCAACGGGCACCUGAAGCGGGAGACAGAGAAUGACGCGCUGAGAUUAUUGCAGUAUUCACGACCCCUGCUUCUAGUGUCUAGCCACACACGGAACAAUACGUCUCGUGUGAACGACUGCUCUUGUGACUCCGAGGAUCAGUCCCCCUCUUCGAGGCAAGUGGAGACAGACGGAACGGGCACCUCACCGAUUCCUUCACUCCCGAUUGAGCUGCAGCAGCACAUCCUGUCCUUCUUCGCGCCAUCGCUAUCAGCUGCGCAGCGGAUUCGCAUCUACAAUUACGCGUCUUCCCCAUCGACUCUUCCGCGAUUGGGCCUCUGCCUUCCUCAGCUUGUCGCCACCGGCGGGGAUUUCUGUAUUCCUGAUUCGGCGGGCACUGCUGCAUUUGGAGGUGGUUCCAUCGGUGGGAAAUAUGCGGGUGCCCAGGGUAGUAGAGAGCAGCAACGUACAGCAUGGCUCAGGUUGGUAGAAUGCACGGCUUAUGAUCCGCGCAGAGCUGUGGUUUUGUGAGCGUGUGGCUCAAUAGAUGUAAGUAGAACACCUGGAAUAGAUUCAUCUCAUAAUACUGCACUGUAUGUAAAGAUGGUGUAUAAGCCUCUCCACAUGAAAUUUCGAACCAUGCGUGAAAUCGAC